GAUGACCCAAGGUCGUCUGAAGCUUGUGGUUGCCAUCCAUCUGGUGGUGACCCGGCACCCUCCUCCUCACGAAGACUUUCACAAUGAUCGGGCUCCUUCCUCGCCAACAACAAGGCCACGAGAAUGGUCCUGUAAGAAAUCAUUAAAACUGAUUCGUGAUACCAGUACCCAGACAUUUGGAAGUAACAAAGCAAGAUGGUUCAAUUACCCGAGCCACAUGGAAAUUGAACUUAUCAUGUCAACAAAAUUAUGGUGGAUGGGAGGCUAUCUUUGUGCAUCAAGAUGGAGAAGCUUUUUUAAGCGUUGGGGAGGACUUGACAAUAUUCACGGUGCACUCCAGGUUGAGGCGAUGACACAAGGAAGGAGAUUAGCAUCGGAAUUAACAUGGGGACCUAUGCCUAAUGCGACAUUGUUGGGAGAUGCACGAUGUCCUUCAGAAGAUACUCUUUCCAACAGCCAAGAUGGAGAGGUUCAGUGAGGAACCCACAUCCAUGACGUAACUUACGUCUCCGUCGUUGCGAGUCGUGGCCUGCUGAGCAUUCCAUUAGUCGUGGAUGGACCUCGUCUUCGCCUACUUCCUGCUUCGCCUCUGCCCUGGCUGCAUGGUUUA
This is a messenger RNA of Lolium rigidum, 610 nucleotides long. RefSeq lists its product as uncharacterized. The coding region runs from base 2 to 478 and encodes 158 amino acids. The transcript is spliced from 5 exons. Lineage: Eukaryota; Viridiplantae; Streptophyta; Magnoliopsida; Poales; Poaceae. The record is from RefSeq and is a predicted model, not a curated record.